AGGCACAGUAAAACUGCUGCGUCAUUGAAAGGACAUUGGAUAUAACAAAAAGCUGCUUCGCAUGUGAACCAGCCCACACAGAUUGAGCAUCAUCACUGUCGCUUGUGACUCCUCCAUAAUUUGUUCAUCGAUCAGGAUGAGCUCCGUCUCCCUCUUCCAGGAGGGGCUGCACAGCUGGAUGACAGCUGGCCCACUACAGCCGGUGAUACUGUUGCUAAGUCAUCAGCGGGAUUUUCAUGGAGUAUUCACUGAAAUUGAAGAUCUUGGCAUUAGCAGUUGUUGUAUUUAUGAUCUUAAAGUUCUUGAUGCCUGGCCAUUAUAUCCAGCUAAAACCGUAUCGCUCUGUGUGCACAAGAACUUUUGCUGAACAACUUAUAGUAGUUGUUAAGGACACAAAACAUCUCAUAAUCUCUGCCUAUAAAGACCAUCGGACCCAUGGAGAUGUUCGCGUCAUUAGCAUCACCAAAAGAGCCGAUCUCGGAUUGCUUUCUUGUGUUAUGUGUUGCCCACAGGAAGGCUUCAUUGUUACAAAAGCAGUGGUAAAUAUGCACAGUGAUCAUUUUGGAUUUCCUUUUGUCACAACAGACUUGCUGUGUAAAACUGAAGCAAGUUGUGAUGCUAUAUCCAUCACUACUGCUAAUACUCCAAACCUCUCAGACAUCUUCACUAUGCCCUUUAUACCCAUACAAAACCAAAAAAAGGUGGAACACAUCUUCCCGUACAAUUUCACAGUUUGCAUAUCAAACCUCUUUGGGGACUAUAAUAACGUGCUGCAGUUUGUCCAGACCAUAGAAGUAUACAAGAUCCUAGGCAUACAGAAGGUGUACAUCUAUAACACCAGCUGUGGGCCAGACCUUGAGAAGGUCCUCCACUAUUACAAGGAGGAGGGGACACUAGAAAUUGAGCCAUGGCCCAUUGACAAGUUCCUCAACCCUUCAAGAGGAUGGAACUUUAAUGAGCAUAAAGGUGACCUCCAUUACUUCGGGCAGUUAACGACUCUAAAUGACUGCAUCUACAGAAACAUGUACAAGUCCAAAUAUGUCCUCCUCAAUGAUAUUGAUGAAAUCAUUGUUCCAUACGAACAUGCCACACUGGGACUACUUAUGGAAGACCUCCAACGACAGCAUCCCUCUGUGUCUGUCUUCCUUGUCGAGAAUCACAUCUUCCCAAAAACAGUUUUUGACAGCGACGAUAGAUUCAGCUUGCCACAAUGGAAAAAAGUGCCAGGAGUCAACAUCUUGGAGCACAUUUACAGAGAACCUGACAGGAAAAACAUUAUCAAUCCUACAAAGAUGAUCGUCAACCCCAGGGACAUCAUACAGACAUCUGUGCAUUCAGUCCUGAAGAAUUAUGGAGACACGUUAAGAGUUCCUUUUGACGUCUGUAGGAUUGUGCAUGUUAGAGUUCCUCUACAAAACAACCUCAAAAAAGAACAACUGAUUGUAGACACAAAACUGUGGGAAUACGAGAAGGAGCUUCUCCCAAAUGUUAAUCAUGUGCUGCAGAAAUCGGGUAUUUACACUUGAGAAUACACGCGUGUUGACUGAAACUGCUU
Messenger RNA from Scleropages formosus (Asian bonytongue), 1555 nucleotides. Its product is annotated as glycosyltransferase family 92 protein F13G3.3-like. Gene Ontology annotation, molecular function: glycosyltransferase activity. The record is from RefSeq and is a predicted model, not a curated record. Gene Ontology annotation, cellular component: cytoplasm. NCBI's taxonomy places the organism in Eukaryota, Metazoa, Chordata, Actinopteri, Osteoglossiformes, Osteoglossidae. The transcript is spliced from 3 exons. Bases 237 to 1526 code for a protein of 429 amino acids.